Molecule: messenger RNA, 2286 nt
Organism: Aspergillus oryzae RIB40
Lineage: Eukaryota; Fungi; Ascomycota; Eurotiomycetes; Eurotiales; Aspergillaceae
Exons: 2
Coding region: 1-2286 (761 amino acids)
Source: RefSeq, a predicted model, not a curated record
AUGGACCGUGUCUGUGCUUCAGUUCAGACGAACCAGAUCGGGGACCCAGAGUGGAGAAGAUCCGUUGAUUUACCGCAACGCCAGCAGCAGGCUGCUUCCAAUCCUGCCCCUCCCCGAUACCCAUCACCGCGCCCUCUAAGUAGUCAAGGAAGUGCUCGUUCGUUACGGAGAACGUCCCGUUCAAUUCGUCAACGGCCGGGAUCAGUAUAUGCUUCAGGUCGCCCAUCCCAGAUAGAGCAAACAAUUCCCGUACUGGUCCAACCUGUGUCGGAUCGUAACGGUGGAGUUGCUGCACUUCGUCCUGCGCUUUCCGAAGCCCAGACAGAGGAAGACGACGACGCUGACUCGCUCACUGACGAUCGCCCUCGGAUAUUAGGCGAGUCAUACUGGCCUCGCAGGUCUACCAGAGUUUCUCCACGUACAGCGUCUGCGAUUCUUUGGGCGCUAGAAGAAGCGAUUCGAAAACCCCUCCCGUUUACUCCGGAUUGGGAAGAAGUGAAUGCGCCCAUGUCUGACUUGGGAAGCGCGACUGGUCCGAUCGGCCUCGCAGGCACAGGGCGUACACAAAAUGGCGCUUCACGUGCAGCCCAUGGCCCUGUCCCCGUUAACACACACCCGCCAAGUGGGGUCCGGACACCGACCGAUAUCAUGAGACAGCGCCGGGACCGAGAAGCUCGCAAAAAAGCGGAGCAGGAAGCCAGGGAUAAGGAGCAGGAGGAGGCCGAGCGCAGGCGGCAAGAGUCACAAGAAAGGACUCAGGAUCCAGCCCAGCCCUAUGCUGCUGGCGUUGCAGGUAAUAGGCCUCCACAGCGGAGAGCUGGCCCCGGUGCUCCUGCGGGGUGCGACAUGCAGCCGGAAUCUCGUACGACGCAGCAGCCUCCGGGCAUACCAGCAGCGGCUCAGCGGCCAGAUUCCCAGGCUCAAGGUCAAACUCCAGGCCCACACGCCCACCCCAGACAACCUGGGCCUUCCACCCAGCACAAUCCCCAGCAGCCACCAACAGGCUCCACUGGCUUCCAAAAACAACAAGCUCAAACUCUUAAUCCGCCCGGUACCUCCCAGUCGCAGCAGUCACCGCGACGUGUCGGUUUUCCUCACGCUUUUGAACGGUGGGAAACGUUGUCCUCUCAUUGGGAAGGCCUAACUGGGUACUGGAUUCGAAAGCUGGAGCAGAAUAGUGAGGCUUUAGAACGCGACCCCAUCAGCCAGCAGAUGGCCCGUCAGGUGACCGAUCUCUCCGCUGCUGGCGCCAACCUUUUUCACGCGGUUGUGGAAUUGCAGCGUCUGCGGGCAUCAUCCGAGCGCAAGUUCCAGCGGUGGUUCUUUGACACCCGUGCAGAGCAAGAACGAUCGAAAGAGCUUCAGGCCGAUUUGGAACGACAAGUCAGGACCGAGAAACAAUCGCGGACGGAAGCAAUGGCCGCGUUGCAGAAGGCCGAGAGUGACAAGGCUCGCGUGGAGUCGCUGCUGAAGGAAAUGCGCCGAGAGCUGCAAAUAUCUAAGGAAGAGGCUCGUCGCGCGUGGGAGGAACUUGGUCGCCGUGAGCAAGAGGAAAGGGAUCGGACGAACUCACUCCGCAAUGGAGAGCCCACCUUGGUUGGAGGAGUGCAGGUGGUGCCAAUGAUCCAGGGCCUACCUACUCGGUCAAAUACCGCCAACCAUCCAUCAGGUGGCGCGGGAAAGUCAUCCGAAGGUCAUUACUAUGAAGAGGCGCCCGGGUCCCCUACAGAGACCGAUCCGUUCACGGAGGGGCAGCGGGGUUAUCAGGAAUCUGACAGCCAACGCUACGCUCCCCGACCACCGCACACGUCUGUAGCUGCUGAAUCCUCGGGACAGUAUGCAGGAAAUUACUAUGAACACGACGGCGAGUACCAUGGCCGACCGACCUCUGAGAACGACAAUCGCUCCUAUGAUCCCAGCGCAGCUAGCAGCGAGCCUGGUGAUGAUGAAUACGGUAGUUAUCGCCCUACUCAGCCUCAACAAGGGCCUUCAAUCGUGUAUCCACGUCCAAUGUCCGAGGAAAGCGACGACUAUGAGCGGGGGUCUAUGGAGGACGAAGGGGGCUAUGUACCUAGCACUAUGCCGUCAACAACUUCAGCACCUUAUAGCCAGGGCUCUGUUGAUUACAGUGGCUCUGGAUGGGGAACCACAUGGGACUCUGUGACCCCCCGUCAUCGCCAUCCGACCCGACUCAGUGAUGUUAUGGAAGAAGAAGAACCUCGAACUACGCCUAGCCGUGCAUCCCGUGCCAGCCGUGCCAGCCAAGCCAGCAGAAGUGUACAUUAG